AUGUUUUCAAAGUAUCAGAAAAAAAUCAACAGUGGAGACUUUGAGAUUAUUCUGACGAAACAAUCAGAAUUUUGUCAAAACUUUGCUUGUGAAUUGCAAACAUGUCUCGACAAGCAUUUGUAUAAUCCAGAUAAAUGUGAAAAGGUUUUGGAUAAAUUGAAGCAAUGUUGUUUGGAACAUGGCGCUCAAAGUCCAGUUGUUUGUUCCGGUUUUCCUACUUCGAAACCAUCAGCAUCGAAAUAA
Adineta ricciae is the source of this 243-nucleotide messenger RNA. Lineage: Eukaryota; Metazoa; Rotifera; Eurotatoria; Adinetida; Adinetidae. The record is from the annotation of a GenBank genome assembly.